UAAAAAGGGCGUAGACAACACGCAGCACCUAGAGCUGCUGGUCACUUUAUUCCUGCCACCCUGGUUCCUUGGGUGCCGAACGAGUGAAGUACUAGGUACGUUUUUAACAUUUAGAACGGGGGGGGGGGCGGCGGGGGAGCAUGUGAAACCGGAGUCUUGCUUUCACUUCCCCACGCCACGUGGGCCCUGACGCUACUUUAUUCUUUUUCUACGUCAUGCCAGACGCUAAGGAGAGGCGGGUCGCCGACCAGGCGAGCGCUGAGCCGGGCUUCACGCGAUGGGGGAGACGCGUUUUCCGACCGACCCCGGAAAUCCGCCAGUUGGGCUCGUGCCCCCUCUGAGAACCUCCCCGCCAACGGCAUCUGCCGACGUCACCACCGCCCCCACUGAAGCUAGAGCAGAUGCUGCCGCUUGACGUCACUUCCUGAGCGCCUGCCAGUUGUCCCGCCCAUUCGCGGCUUCUCAGCCCCGCCGCUGGUUUCAAUAUUUUCCCGCCCACGGCUCCUCCUCCUACGUCCUGACGUUAGCUAGGAGCGCCUGUGACACGUACAAUAUAAUUGGAGUGGGCGAGUGUGAUGUCAUCAAUAGGGGACGAGCGUCUGACUUCCCCCGCCGGAAGGACUGGUGGUGAAAAUGGCAGAGUGUUCUGGCCUUCAGUUUGUCAGCCCCUAUGCAUUUGAAGCAAUGCAGAAGGUGGAUGUUGUGCGCUUGGCAGCACUAAGUGACCCAGAGCUAAGGCUUUUAUUGCCUUGCCUGGUACGAAUGGCUCUUUGUGCCCCAGCUGAUCAGAGCCAAAGUUGGGCGCAGGAUAAAAAACUUAUCCUUCGACUCCUUUCGGGAGUGGAAGCUGUCAACUCAAUUGUUGCCUUGUUGUCUGUGGAUUUUCAUGCCUUGGAGCAGGAUGCGAACAAAGAGCAGCAGCUUAGACACAAACUUGGAGGAGGCGGUGGAGAAAGCAUCUUGGUGUCACAACUUCAGCAUGGUCUGACGUUGGAGUUCGAGCACAGUGAUUCCCCUCGUCGGCUUCGUCUUGUGCUUAGUGAAUUAUUGGCGAUUAUGAAUAAGGUUUUGGAGACAAAUGGUGAGUUUUUCUUCAAGUCAUCUGAACUCUUCGAGAGUCCUGUCUAUUUGGAGGAAGCAGCAGAUGUUCUCUGUAUUUUACAAGCAGAACUGCCUUCGCUAUUGCCCAUAGUGGAUGUGGCUGAAGCUCUGCUACAUGUUAAAAAUGGAGCCUGGUUCCUGUGUCUCCUAGUGGCCAACGUUCCUGAUAGCUUUAAUGAAGUUUGUAGAGGUUUGAUUAAGAAUGGUGAACGACAAGAUGAGGAAAGCCUUGGAGGCCGUCGUAGGACAGAGGCGCUUCGUCACCUGUGUAAAAUGAACCCUUCCCAGGCCCUGAGGAUCCGAGGCAUGGUGGUGGAAGAGUGCCAUCUACCAGGCCUUGGGGUGGCUUUGACACUGGAUCACACAAAGAAUGACUCUUCCGAUGAUGGAGUGAGUGACCUGGUAUGUUUUGUGAGUGGAUUACUUCUUGGAACGAAUGCAAAAGUUCGGACGUGGUUUGGGACUUUUAUCCGAAAUGGACAACAGCGAAAAAAGGAGAAUGUCAGUUCUGUGCUUUGGCAAAUGAGAAGACAGCUGCUCCUGGAAUUAAUGGGGAUCCUUCCCACUGUUCGCAGCACACACAUUGUAGAAGAAGCAGAUGCCGACAUGGAACCAAACGUAUCUGUGUAUUCUGGAUUGAAAGAAGAGCAUGUAGUGAAAGCCAGCGCGUUGUUACGUCUCUAUUGUGCUUUGAUGGGGAUUGCUGGUCUGAAACCAACUGAUGAGGAAGCUGAGCAGUUACUUCAGCUAAUGACAAGCCGUCCUCCUGCGACUCCAGCUGGUGUUCGUUUUGUAUCGCUCUCGUUCUGCAUGCUCCUGGCUUUCUCCACACUUGUCAGUACCCCAGAACAGGAGCAGCUGAUGGUAAUGUGGCUGAGCUGGAUGAUAAAAGAAGAAGCCUACUUUGAAAGCAUUUCUGGGGUGUCUGCUUCCUUUGGAGAGAUGCUCUUACUGGUUGCCAUGUAUUUCCACAGCAAUCAGCUCAGUGCAAUCAUUGAUUUGGUCUGUUCUACUUUGGGAAUGAAGAUUGUUAUUAAGCCCAGUUCACUGAGCAGAAUGAAGACCAUCUUUACACAGGAGAUUUUCACUGAACAGGUUGUCACAGCCCAUGCAGUUCGUGUACCUGUAACAGGAAAUCUGAGUGCCACCAUCACUGGGUUUUUGCCCAUUCACUGUAUCUACCAGCUUCUAAGGAGCCGGUCAUUCACCAAACACAAAGUGUCCAUAAAGGACUGGAUUUAUAGACAGCUGUGUGAAACCACCACACCACUUCAUCCUCAGUUACUUCCUCUUAUUGAUGUCUACAUUAACUCUAUUCUUACUCCCGCUUCUAAAUCCAACCCAGAAGCCACAAAUCAGCCAGUCACAGAACAGGAAAUCUUGAAUGUUUUUCAAGGACUCACUGGGGGAGAAAAUGCUCGUGUUAAUCAGCAUUACAGUAUCACAGCCCAGCUGCUUGUCCUCUAUUAUGUCCUUUCUUAUGAAGAGGCCCUCCUGGCUAACACAAAGACAUUAGCUGCCAUGCAAAAAAAGCCCAAAUCUUACUCUUCAGCACUGAUGGAUCAGAUUCCAAUCAAGUACCUUAUCCGGCAGGCACAAGGACUGCAGCAGGAACUGGGAGGCUUGCAUUCUGCGUUGCUGCGCCUCCUUGCUACUAACUACCCACACUUAUGUAUUGUGGACGAUUGGAUCUGUGAGGAGCAAAUCACGGGUACUGAUGCCUUGCUGCGACGGAUGCUUCUUACCAACACUGCCAAAAACCAUUCUUCCAAACAACUCCAAGAAGCAUUUUCCAUGCUCCCAGGAAAUCACACUCAGGUGAUGCAGAUUCUAGAACACUUAACACUGCUGUCUGCUGGUGAGCUGAUUCCCUAUGCAGAGGUAUUGACAUCAAAUAUGAACCAACUGCUGAAUACUGGAGUCCCACGGAGAAUUCUUCAGACAGUCAAUAAGCUUUGGAUGGUCCUUAACACUGUGAUGCCUAGAAGGUUGUGGGUGAUGACUGUUAAUGCGUUGCAGCCUUCCGUAAAGGUAGUCCGACAGCAAAAGUACACUCAGAAUGAUCUGAUGAUUGACCCUCUGAUUGUACUAAGAUGUGAUCAGAGAGUUCACAGGUGUCCUCCUCUGAUGGAUAUUACUCUGCACAUGCUGAAUGGAUAUCUCCUGGCUUCAAAAGCCUACCUUAGUUCCCACCUAAAGGAAACGGCUGAGCAGGACAUUAGGCCAUCCCAAAAUAUGAUGGGCCCAGAGGCCCCAGAAGUUACAAGAGAGGAACUGAAAAAUGCAUUGCUUGCUGCCCAGGACAGUGCUGCUGUGCAGAUCCUUUUAGAGAUUUGCUUACCUACAGAAGAGGAGAGAGCUCAGGGCAGCAACUCUCACAGUCUGCUAAAGAAUAUUCAAAGUGCUGCUGCCAUUGGACCUCAGAGUAAGGGUCUAGAAGAGGAAGAAGAUAGCCUUUUGUGUAAUCUUCGAGAAGUUCAGUGUCUCAUCUGCUGCCUACUGCAUCAAAUGUACAUUGCAGAUCCCAACAUUGUUAAACUAGUUCACUUUCAGGGUUAUCCAUGUGAACUUCUGUCACUGACAGUGGCAGGUAUUCCUUCCAUGCAUAUUUGUCUGGAUUUCAUACCAGAGCUCAUUGCUCAACCUGAACUUGAAAAACAGAUAUUUGCCAUCCAGCUGCUUUCAUAUUUGUGUAUCCAGUAUGCAUUACCUAAAUCUCUCAGUGUGGCUCGCUUAGCUAUCAAUGUCAUGGGAACACUGCUAACAGUUUUAACCCAGACAAAACGCUACGCUUUCUUCAUGCCGACCCUGCCUUGUUUGGUCUCCUUCUGCCAAGCCUUUCCUCCGCUGUAUGAUGAUAUUAUGUCUCUGCUGAUACAGAUAGGACAAGUUUGUGCCUCUGAUGUUGCUACACAGACAAGAGACUUUGAUCCAAUUAUUACACGUCUCCAGCAACUAAAGGAGAAACCAAAUGAAGAAUCAGGACUUUGUAAAGAUUCAUUUUAUAAGAGUGGACUAAAGAACAUAGGAAGCAUGGACCCUGAUGUUCAGUUAUGCCAGUGUAUUGAAAGGACCAUCAUUGAAAUAAUUAACAUGAGCGUUAGUGGAGUUUAGGAAAAACAGAAAUGAAGUUGGACUACAGCAAGUACGAUGUACAGUUUCUAAUGUUGGUAACAACUGCCAAAGUGGAAUUAGAAAUUGGAUUGGAACCAGUAGUAUCUUUCACUUGUUGGAUUCUACACAAAGUUGUGGACUGAUCCUGUCUAAAGAGGAGAAUUCUUAAGGAGAUCUGCACUGCUUUCCUUUGAAAGUCUCUCUGCCUUGAGUGGUGGUCCUAAAUGAAGACCUUUCUAGUGGAGUUAGGUUGUGAAUACCUGCAAUGUUUUCAUAUAACACCCUUUAAAAAAGCAGCCUGUGAAGUAAGCCUAAUGUUUGUCUUAGCAUGUUGAGCCUUCCCAUCUUGCAGAGACAUGGUGGGUAAGAGAAAAACAUGCAGGGAAAAUUGGGAUUGAAAAGCAUUAACCCAAACAGACAGUUGCAACAGUGUCUUGCAAAGCAAGAUGCAAUAAACUCCCUAAAGAACAGCAUGGAGAAGACUGGAAAAAACACUCUAAAUUGCUUCUGCAGUUUCAUGAAGUCCUAGACAAAGACUAAAAAUCAUUUUACUCACUUUCAAACCACUGCACAAGGUUUGAGUUGAUGAGAUCAGCAACUCUCAAAAUAUUAAAGCAUUCAUUUGCAGAUAAGUCGGCUUUUAAAAAAUUGUACCAACAAGUUUGGGAUGACUUUGAAAAAGUCUUGAAAUUGGUUAAAAAGUUUCAACAAAUGUUAAUACUGCAAAAGCACAUUCUUCUUAAAGAACUUUAUAAUGCUGCUCAAUUACCUUUAGUAAUUUUUUUUAAUGUUGCUUACUUAAACAUGAGAGGAGCCUAAAGCACUAAAUGCAAAAGAUCUCUUGAUUUAUCAUCUGGAUAGGAUUUAAAAAUCAGUGUUCUUGAGGCCAAAGUGAUUAACGCUAAAUUGCCUUGUGAUGAAUGGCAGUUUUUAGCCAUAGCAAAGUGGUUCUAGGAAAAGAGAUGUGUGAUGGAGUGGUGUCAGUUUGGCGAAUUAAAAGGAUCGAUCCUUCAGUAUUUCACACACUCAGAACUUUUGAAAGUAGUAAGUAAUUACUGCAUGCAAGAAAACUGCAGGAUGAGGCCUGGUACACCCUUCAGCAAUCUUCUGCAGCCAUGCGCAAGCUCUUUUGGUGUACAGGCUAACCAUCUCUACUAAAGCCAUAAAUAUAGGAAAGUAAAUGGCUUUGUGUGAGGUGAGUGUAGUACUUCUAGCAGGCAUUUUGCUAUUAAACUUACCAUUCUAAGAGGAUCUUCUAUUGUAUUAAAAUGACAGCAUCCAUGGUCUUUCUCAAAGAAAAAUAAAAUAUUCUGUUUGAUUAAACCUAUUUUUAAUCCUAUGAAGGAAUGACCUGAUUCUCUUAAAAACAGUGGCCUUCACUUUUGUGUAGCUUGUCCUUCAAAGGUAUCAGAUCAGAGUGCAGAAAAGCUAAUACUCAAAUUGCAAAACCAAAUGUACAAUACACAUUCCAGUAUUAUCUCCAUAUUGAUUGGUAAAAGCCUGCAAUAACCAUGUGUUAAUACACUUUUAGUAGGAAGGUGGUGUUCUUUUUGCCAUACGUAUUGAUGUAAAGUAUGUAAAUAAGUUAAAUUUUAUUUGUUUUUCUCAAGAUUGUAAUAUUUUAUAUACUGUAGUGACAUUUUAAGAGAAACCUAAUGUACAUAUAUUUUUGGAUGGAUUCAUAAACUGUUUCAAGUGGA
Gopherus evgoodei (Goodes thornscrub tortoise) is the source of this 5915-nucleotide messenger RNA. RefSeq names its product integrator complex subunit 2 (gene INTS2). Gene Ontology annotation, biological process: snRNA 3'-end processing. Bases 634 to 4215 code for a protein of 1193 amino acids. Gene Ontology annotation, cellular component: integrator complex. The record is from RefSeq and is a predicted model, not a curated record. NCBI's taxonomy places the organism in Eukaryota, Metazoa, Chordata, Testudines, Testudinidae. The transcript has 25 exons.